AUGGCGCCCUCAAGCCCAAAACCACCCCCCGUAGAUUUUCCCUCGCCAGACUUUUCCUUCAGUGGAGGCAACUCACCAGUCUCACAUUCAUCAGGUCCACUCAUCUCGCCAGAUUGGGGAGAAUACAAUAACGACUGGAAACACUGGAAACAUUUAAUCCCAAAGCUACCAUCACCACGAUCUCGUGCACUUACACCGCCGGGCUUCAGCGAUGAAAAUGAUGAUAAGCGUCUGCAGCGACCAGCUGCAGCGUUUCAGCAAUCGCUCUGGUUCAAAAUCCCUGCUAAUCUAAGACGCGAUAUCCUUCGGCUGGCAUUUGGAGAUAGGCGUCUUCAUAUGCAUCUUGCUUUUGAUGCUGCUCGUCGUACCCCAGAAGAUGCAGAUGAUCUUGAAGCUUAUGAACUAGGUGAUCCGGAUGAUGAUGAUGCUCCAGGCCUACGGAGAAAGCUCUGGUCUUGGAAUGGCUGUAUCUGCGCUCGGAAGUAUGACCCAGAGCUGGGACCCAUGACGCGCGGUGGCCUCAAUCCGGGUCCGUGGAUUGACCGCUGCUGUGAUCCGAUCAAUGUCCCAAAGCCACGACCCGAAAAUAUCGGGAUAAUGGGCUGGCUGCAGUCCUGUCGGCAAAACUACGCAGAGACGAUUGAUGUUUUAUACUUGACAAAUACCAUCAUUAUCUCCGAUGAAGCAACAAUCGCUGAACUCCCAUCGCUUAUACCCCACCACCAUCUCACCAAGAUCACCUCCCUCGAGAUCAAAGCCCCCAUAACCAAAGACAAUGUCCUCGAGGAUGUCACCAACCUCAUUCUUCCCGACCCGCAUUCUCCCCGCUUCCUGAACCUUAAACGUCUCUACAUCUCAAUGGAAUGGAGCGGCGUGAACGUCGGCGAUCCAGAUCCAGAUGAACUAAUCGCAUCAUUCGACAUCCUGGCGCGAACAGUAGAAGACUGCUCUUUCGCUAUCCCCAUGGAGUGGUUCUCGCGUAUCUCGUGGGGUCAGAUGCGAAACGCGACGACAGGCAGACAGAUCACCUACAGUCAAUUUUGGCGUACUCUCGGGAAUGCCGAGGGAGACAAGGAUGGGUAUGAGGGUGGGCUAGAUGUUAUACAGUUACCUUAUGUUGAUAGCUACCCGAGGCCUCCGUAUCAUUUGGAGAGUCCAGGUGCUGGGUAUUGGAUCCUGGAGGCGAGUGAGAUGUCGUUGAGUACGCAUUAUGAUUUUCUGACUGGGCACUAUGAUGAGGAGUUUGAGAUAUAACCUCUUGGGGUAUGGAGGGACCUACAGGCAUCUGACUCCUGAUAGCAGAGACUUUUGUUAAGCCGUGCUAUAAAAGCGAUUUAUUAAUAUUCCGUAAUUCCAAUCGUGGAUAUUGGAUCCUGCAGGCAAGUCAAGUAUACAAUUGUUUGAUCGG
Molecule: messenger RNA, 1408 nt
Organism: Fusarium verticillioides 7600
Lineage: Eukaryota; Fungi; Ascomycota; Sordariomycetes; Hypocreales; Nectriaceae
Exons: 3
Coding region: 1-1254 (417 amino acids)
Source: RefSeq, a predicted model, not a curated record